Misgurnus anguillicaudatus (oriental weatherfish) is the source of this 7292-nucleotide messenger RNA. RefSeq names its product glutamate receptor, ionotropic, N-methyl-D-aspartate 3A (gene grin3a). Gene Ontology annotation, cellular component: membrane. NCBI's taxonomy places the organism in Eukaryota, Metazoa, Chordata, Actinopteri, Cypriniformes, Cobitidae. Gene Ontology annotation, molecular function: ligand-gated monoatomic ion channel activity; signaling receptor activity. Gene Ontology annotation, biological process: monoatomic ion transport. The record is from RefSeq and is a predicted model, not a curated record.
UUUUCCACUGUAUUCAUGUUGGGGCAAGGCUGUCAGGUAAUUUAUUCUGGCCUGUCUAAACUGUGACAUACAUAAUUUUGUGAGACUGGGUAUAGGAAUCUCAGGGGACAACUAGUGCACAUGCAAACCAGUCUCAAGAAGAGAUCCAAUAGAUAUACGGUCAUAGUGAAGAGCUUCGACAGGCAAGAGAUCUUCUCUUGUUCAUCUGACUGUUAUAAAUCAGGACUGGGUGGUGAGAAAUGUGAUUGUUACACCUCCUUGCCAGUACACUUUCUGAACCAAUUUGUUGAAUGAAACCUACACAACCUCAUCUUCCUGAAACGGAAGAAAUAGAAUAGCUUUUAUUAGCAAAAGGGUAGAUAUGUUUUUGCCCUUCAAGACCAUCUAUUGGCCUUCAGACUUUUUCUGUAGCUGCAUAAAGGCAUUGCAUUAGAGGUCAAAAGUUUGAAUCCCACAUACUGUUGAAAAAAUGCACAGCUUGAACGCAAUGUAAAACACUUUGGAUAAAAAGGUCUGGCAUGCAUAAUAGCAGUCUAUAAGGAUGUUGUUUUACAGAAGUACUUUUAGAUUAGAUUAUUAAUAAAAAGAAUAAAGUUCAGAAACUUAACACAAUUUAAACAUAGCCAAAGCACAUCUUCAUGCAUUAAAUGCCAGGGCUUGUUGUGGUCUGAGGUCUCAUUCUGGCAUUGAAAGGGUUAAACGCAUGAAGCACACUGUGCAAUAAUCUGCACUAUUCCGGCGCCAGUCGAACAGUUUACCGCAACAAUUUCACUACGUGACGUUUUUAAACUGGAAUAUCUGGCAACCGUUUAAUCGCUUAUUCCUUUUUUAAUUCAGUUUGCGCGUGACGGUCUCCAUCGCGAUCCUGUGAUCAAACACAGAAAGGAACACAAAUGUAGAUGCAAAAUUAUAAUGAGUUCAAAUGAUCGGACCUCCGUUAAAUUGAUCUGAAGACAGUAGACAUUUUGUGCUUUACAGUAACUUCGCGUAUGGGUGGCCGCGGACUUUAUGGAGAGCGCUUAAAACUUGAUUUAAAUCUUAAUUAUUUCACACUGAUAAUAUUUUGUCUGUAAAAGCAUUUGAGAUGAAAAACAAGUGUUUGGAGGCGCGUUGGACAUGUGAACUGGCGGCGAUCACUCGGAAGCCUGUUGGAGAGGAGCGCAACUUUGCUGCGUCUAGGGCAUUUCCCGGUCAUCCAUCAUCUAUCCAGCGCUGUGCAGGAACCUCCGGGCGAACAGGUGGACGCCGUUCCCGACGUUUCCAGAGCUCACCCGAGGCUUGUCUGGAGUAAUGACGGGCUCUUUGAUGCGGGGUGCGCUGGGCAGGUUGGUGUGGCUCUCCUUAUUUGCGCCGAACGCGUUAAUGAUGAUUCUUCUGGCUCGAGCAUCACUCGCGCAUCCCCAACCAUGUCAGAUUUUGAAGAGAAUCGGACAUACGGUGAGAGUCGGAGCCCUGCAACUUCAACCUCGAGUUUUCAAGCAGAAUCCCCAUAGGGAUAGAGAUCUGGACAGGGACAUAGGCAGAGAAACUGGAGACGAGUGGGACAUCGUUAUUCAAAGUGGACUUGACCAUGACUGGAGGGGCAUUAGGACUAAAAGCUCAGCGCAUAACCCCAACAGGGCUUCAAAAAGUAAAACAACACUCAAACAAGUGGACGCGGAGGUCGCGUUUCUACCAAGAGACGCUGUUAUAUUCGCUAUGGAGACCCUGAAUCGGAUGGCGGGGCUUUUACCCUACAAUCUGAGCUUGGAUAUAGUCAUGGCUGUUGAAGCAGGACUUGGAGAAUUACCUGCUUUCUCGUUUUCCUCCUCAUCUACACCAGCCUGUGCAGAUCCCGCGUCGUUCCUACAAAGCGUUUGCAACACUGUUAUCGUACAAGGAGUUUCUGCCAUCAUCGCGUUCCCGCAAAACAGGGACGAAUUGCUGAAGAUGGAGUUUAUUUCGUCAACGUUACACAUUCCAGUCGUCAGUGUCGUGCAGAAUGAGUUCAAACGCCACAGUCAGAACUCGCUCCAUUUCCAGAUGGCCAUGCAAAAUCCUCAAACUCCUGAAGCUGACCUCAUCUUCUCCCUGCUGUCCAUGAACAACUGGUAUGACGUCAGUUUAGUAAUGUGUCAAGAGAUGAACAUAUCCGACUUUGUCUUCUUGCUCCGCAACAACUCGAAAUUUAAUCUGGGGACUGUUAUCAAGAUUUCCACCAGCAUUUACAAUAGCAGUUCCAAAACUGACUUUCAGACUUACCUGCAAGGUCAACUGGAGUCCAUCAAGGACUCAACUUCUACAGUAGUGACCUUUGGAUGUGACAUACGGGAUAUACGGAGACUUUUUGCUACCGUUGCAAAGUUUGGUCAGAUAAUUCCUGAUUACCACUGGGUUUUAGGUGACUCUCAGAAUGUGGAGGAGUUACAGACAGAGGGACUGCCAAUGGGUCUUCUGGCGCAUGGUCGUAUGAGUGAACCCUCGCUGGAUUAUUACGUCCAGGAUGCUUUGGAGUUUGUGGCCAGAGCGGUGGGGUCUGCCGCUACUGUGUCUCCAGAGCUGGCAUUGAUACCUGGCAUCACAAACUGUCUGGCGACAGAGACUAAAAAUCUCACAUCAGGAAAAUUUCUGGCCAGGUUCAUGGCUGAUGUGGCAUUUGAUGGCCUGAGUGGCUACAUCAGUGUUCAAGAGGAUUCUUCUAUUAUCUCUGACAGCCAUCACUUCAUAUGGAAUCUACAACACGAUCCAAUAGGCAAACCCAUGUGGACACGUCUUGGCAGCUGGAAGGAAAAUAAAGUGGUCAUGGAUUACGGAGUUUGGCCAAAUAAAAGACGAUCCCAGCCAGGGGCAGACUGGCGGCAUUCCUCUCGUCUACACUUACGUGUGGUCACCUUGGUCGAGCACCCGUUUGUCUUCACCCGUGAUGUCGAUGAAGAUGGUUUGUGCCCGGCUGGCCAGUUGUGCCUUGACCCCCUUACAAAUGAUACAGCAUUGUUAGAAAAUCUUUUUCAGGGUUUGCAAGGUGCCAACGACACAGUGCCCACGGAGUUAAAAAAAUGUUGCUACGGUUAUUGCAUUGAUCUUCUAGAAAAGUUGGCGGAGGACAUGGAGUUUGAUUUCGACCUCUACAUUGUGGGAGAUGGAAAAUAUGGUGCUUACAAGGGCGGUCGCUGGACAGGUCUGGUUGGGGACCUCAUGAGUGGGGCGGCACACCUGGCGGUCACUUCCUUCAGUAUCAACUCAGCACGCAGUCAGGUCAUUGACUUUACCAGCCCCUUCUUCUCUACCAGUCUGGGAAUCCUAGUCAGGACUAGAGAUACAGCCGCACCAAUUGGUGCCUUCAUGUGGCCUCUGCAUUGGAGUAUGUGGCUAGGAAUAUUUGUGUCUUUACACGUGACCGCUGUGUUUCUGACAUUGUAUGAGUGGAAAAGCCCUUUCGGAAUGACCCCGAGGGGAAGGAACAGAGACAGAGUCUUCUCUUUUUCCUCAGCGCUAAACGUUUGCUACGCAAUCUUAUUUGGCAGGACUGCCUCUAUUAAGCCGCCAAAGUGUUGGACUGGCAGGUUCCUCAUGAACCUCUGGGCCAUAUUCUGUUUGUUCUGCUUGUCGACCUACACAGCUAAUCUUGCUGCUGUAAUGGUUGGCGAGAAAACCUACGAGCAGCUCUCAGGUAUUCAUGAUCCCAAGCUCCAUCAUCCAUCACAAGGGUUCCGCUUUGGGACAGUUCGGGAAAGCAGCGCUGAGGAUUAUGUGAAGAAAAGCUUUCCGGAGAUGCAUGAGUACAUGAGGCGAUAUAAUGUCCCUACAACCCCUGAUGGGAUAGAUCACCUUAAGGACGAUCCUCAAAAACUAGAUGCUUUUAUAAUGGACAAAGCUCUCUUGGACUAUGAAGUGUCUAUUGAUGCAGACUGCAAGAUGCUGACUGUAGGAAAGCCUUUUGCAAUUGAAGGCUAUGGUAUCGGAUUGAAACAGAAUUCACCUUUGACUUCAAACAUCUCUGAAUUGGUCAGUCAAUAUAAAUCAGAUGGAUUUAUGGAUAUGUUGCAUGAUAAGUGGUACAAGGUGGUCCCAUGUGGUAAAAGAAGCUUUGCUGUGACAAAGACUUUACAGAUGGGGAUAAAGCACUUCUCAGGAUUAUUUGUCAUGCUAUGCAUUGGAGUCGCCCUUUCUCUCCUCACCACAUUGGGUGAACACAUUGUCCACCGUUGGGUGAUACCCAGGUUGCAGAACUCAUCCCAGCAUACAUACUGGCUUCACACUAGUCAGAGAUUACAUCGAGCACUUAAUCCGACUUUCAAAGAGGACAAACUACAGACAGUUGCAAAACAAGAGAAAAGCUGUUAUGUUGAAAACAACCAGCAAAUGCCAUGGAACUCUUUGGAAACAUCCAACUGCUGUCAGAGGAAACUCUCCAAUCAAGAAGGGCAACAAAAUGACCUGGAAUGUUUACAGUGCAAAGAGCUCUUGCUCCAUCACGAAAAGAGACCCCUUCCCAUACAGACCACCUCUAAUGGAAGAACAGACCAGCACAGCCUCGCCCAAAACCCAAUAGUACAGGAACUGACAGACCUGGAAACACAAAUCGAGGUCAUUAAAAAACAACUGCAGCUUGCCAUAAAGAAGAAAAAAGAGCUGGAGCAGUAUCAAAAAAACAAGACUUCAACUAAGGCCUAAAGUUUUGAGAAAUCUUUAUAUGGCUGGAGUUUUAUGGGUUGCAGUGUUCAAAGGGUUGGACCUGAUUGAUUAUUUCAAUUGUGUUUCAAAAGGGAGAAAAGUCCUUAAGUCGUGUUUUAUUUAUUUAUUUGAUUCCUUAUUGAACUGAACUACUUAAAAGGACAGAGAAUUAAAAGAAACUCAAAAUUGGAUAUAAGCAGUGUGUAUUUUCAUGUUCUAAGACGUGUUAUUCUAAGGAUACCCUGUUUUUGUGAUACAGCGUGAAAGAUGGUUUGUAUCUGCCUAAAGGAAAGACAUUUUAUGUGUCAAAGUGACAUUUAUUUAAGGUGUCAAACAGUGAUGUAUGAUAGCAUCUUCUGCAUAACGAUACAGAGAGGUGACACAUUUCAUCACAUUUAAGAAGAAAGAUAGACUGCCAUCUCUGCGGCUGUAACGAGAAGGUCUUAACCUUGAACACACACUGUUAACCUUGAAUGGUGUUGUUUUUAUCAAAUAAAAAUCUUUGAGAUUUCUGUAAGAUGAGUUUGUUUUUCACAUCUCUAAAUUAACUGUAUUUUGAUUUUGUUUAUAAUAAUUUUUUUUAACCUUGAAUGUUUCACAGUAAAAACACAGGGCGAGUAAGGGAAAAUGUGAUCAGGACAUGACUCUGGAAGGAUCUGAACCCAGGUCCCAAUGAUGAGUAUGAGUAUGUAUGCCAACAGCAUUCUGCUUCACAGCACCAAAUACAGACAGUUUAAGAAAUUUAAAGAGCUCAGAUGCCCGUGUUUUAUCAUACUCCUAAAGGUGCCAUAGAAUGUAAAACUUUUUUGCAGGUCCAUACUGAAAAAAACACAAACUUGCAACUCCAAUUGUUCCAUCCAUUUCCAAUCUACGUCUGUUUACUUACAGUUUUUCUCAAUUGCUAAAACACAAUUUCUGAAACCUUGCUCCUUUUUCUGAAAACAUUAAACACAAAACCUCAUCUUCAAGCACUAUUUGCAAAACCUCUGUUUCUCUUGCAAAAUGAAACUUUCGCCCCAAAACAGUUUUACCUGUGUGCAAAAUUAAACACUGUUCUGAAAACAGUUUUACCUGUGUGCAAAAUUAAACACUGUAAUCAAAACAGUUUUACCUGUGUUCAAAAUCAAACACUGCUCUCAAUUCAUAAACAAAGUGAUCAAAAUCAUAUACACUAUCAAACAGUGAGUAAACACUACACCAAAAAAUAGAAAACACAUGGUUUAAAACAUAUAGUUCUCAGGGAGUAAAUUUUUACAUAUUUACAGUGUAACCCUCAUUGUUUUGGACAUUGCAAAUGCUUUGAUACAAUCAAGCAGAUGAUUAUGUACAAAUGUCUGCUGUUUGCAUUUUCAAUUUAAUUUUCAUGAAAAUACAUUAUUCUGGUUUCCGUUGAAUAGUCUUACACCUCAAAACAUUUAGGAAUUAGUUCAUCGUGCAUAGCAUGGAAUUGUUGACCAAUUGUGUCAUAAUCUGUUACUGUAAGCAUGAAGCAGGUUUUCUAUGGGGUUUUUUUUUGUAAAUGUGAACUGAAUCGAUAAAUUCCUGUCAAGUGAAUCCUGAAAUUUGGAGUCAUUUUUUGAAUUUUUUUAUUUUUACUGUAAUUUUUUUCAAAAUCACAAUUUGUGUUAUUUGUUUACAGAAAAAAGGUGAAAAUGUAAAUUCAUCCACAGUUUACAUAAAAAAAUACUGACACAUAUAAUUGUGUACACUUGGUAUAUUGACAACAUGGCAACAUUUUGACUGUCUUGUUCAUGAACAAUGACACACAGAUUUGCCAUUUUGAUGGAACUGACAUGUUAACUAAUAUAAAAAUUUACUUUUGAGAGAUGAACUCAGACUUUUCACCCCUAGUUUUACAGUACUGUACCCUGCAUUUCACAAACUUGUCCUUUGUUUCUGUGAUACUGUAAAACUGUAAAGCAGUCAGUACUGUUAACAAAAGGAAAGCACAAUGUUCAGGGCAAAACAAUUUGUUCAUUGUACAGUAUACAGCCUAAAAUGCACUGUACUUCUGUAUACAACAGUGAACUGGCUUAUAUUGGUUGUGUCACAUCAUUUGAAACAGGUUAAAUCCAUUUUGAGUGGUUGUGUUUAAUCAAUGACAUGUGUGAUGACAUUUGUAAUUGAUUGUUGCCGGUUGUGUUUAGCAGUAUGCAUGACAUGUGCAUUUGAGUGCAGAUUGUGUUUUGAGAAUGAGUUUGUGUUUGGAGUUUUGCUAAAAAGUCUAAUUGAGAUCUGCAAAUUGUGUUUUACGAUGUGAAAUGGUUUAAGGUAUUGACAACAGACUGCACAAUUAGAUAAAUGAGUUCAGGCAACUGAGAACUUUGUUCAGCCCAAUGGGUUUUAGUGUUUUAGCAACUGAGAAAAACUGUAAUUUGAGCUCAGUGUUUCCCACAGGAUUUUAAGAGACUUGUGUCGGUGAUGACAUCAACGCUAAUUAGCAUAUACCUGAUUUACAUUUGAUCGAGUGUUGGCACCUGAAAUACAGGCAUGAAAAUGGGUCAGGGGUGAAAAAGGUGAGAAGAGUGCUCGAGGGGCGACGUGGCCUCUGAUGGGGCCGCAAGGUAAUAAAAUAAAUAUUACGGCCUCAUUAGGGGACACGCUGUAACUUAAAGGGGUCAUAGCAUGAAAAUGUUAGC